GUCAGUAAAGCACAGGAUUCAGUGUUGAGUAACGAAUCCCAUAAAGUGGCGCCUGGAAACUACUUGACAUCCAAGGCAAAUCAGCAUCCAAAGAUGAAAGAAUUAUCCAAUUCUCAACUAUAAAAAGCUUAUCUCAUACAAAAGUUGGCUGCACCCAUAGCAGAGCUCAGUGCCCCUUUUUAUUUAACUGCCUGUCUCUGCAACUUAUUACCUUCCAAUUCGCUCUGUAUUUUUCUCAGCUUUCCUCUCGCCAACUAAGAAGCUUUAAGCAUGGCCGCCACCUCUCUCAAGCAACGUUCCCAGUUCUUGUUUGUGUUUGUUCUCGCCAUUUUCUUGCUUUCUCAUCCUGUUUACAGUGAUGAUGAGGCAGACCAUCUACUUAAAGAUCUCAACGAUUUCAGGACAUCGGUGAAUCUGCCGGCAUUCACCAAGAACAAAAACGCUCACUGCGUUGCCAAGAAAAUCGUGGACGAAAUGGACGACGACGACCAUCCAUGCACCAACCCCAACAGUUCAUCGUCAGGCAACAAAGGAACCAGAUUAUCCGACUACCCGAGAGCCGUGUCCAAGUGCCACAUCGAUACCAACACCACGAGCGGUGUGGUCGUGCUGCCUGUCUGCGUGCCGAAUCUGGUUCCGACGCUUGUUUUUACCAACUUCACUCGUACCCAUUUCUCUAGAUACAUCAACGAUUCGAGCCUCACCAGGAUCGGAAUCAGUUCCGAAGAUGAUUGGAUUGUGGUGGUUCUUGCUUCUAACACCCACAGCGGGAGCCUCGCCAGUGGAGCCUAUUCUUAUGGAUCAAGUUAUUACGUGGUGUUUUUGCUGUUGGGUUUCGUUGCUCGUCUUAAUUUGAUGUGAACAAUGCCUGGAUUUCCAUCUUAUUUUUCUUCCGUUUUGUGAUUUAAUUGGCCUCUAUCUUGUGGAUUUCAAUUUGUAUGAAAAUGUUUGCCCUGUAUUCUUGCUGUUGUGUUUAAAAUAAUGUUUAUAAUCCAUGAUGUGGAAUUAUUAA
Molecule: messenger RNA, 1012 nt
Organism: Hibiscus syriacus
Lineage: Eukaryota; Viridiplantae; Streptophyta; Magnoliopsida; Malvales; Malvaceae
Exons: 2
Coding region: 271-861 (196 amino acids)
Source: RefSeq, a predicted model, not a curated record